Molecule: messenger RNA, 408 nt
Organism: Rotaria sordida
Lineage: Eukaryota; Metazoa; Rotifera; Eurotatoria; Philodinida; Philodinidae
Source: the annotation of a GenBank genome assembly
AUGACAAUUUUAUUUUAUACAAAUGCACAAUGGUUUAUUGUUAAAAAAAAAUAUCCAUCAAAAUCAAUGAAUUAUCCAAAUCCUGGUAAAAGAAGUAUAACAGAAGAAGAAUUAAAAUUAUUAAAUAUUGAUUGUUCUAUUCCUUAUUCAAAUUUCAAUUCAUAUAAAGAAAAAACUGCACGAUUAUUAUCAUGUAAUCAUCACAAAUUACCAUUAACAAUAAUCAAUGAUUCAUCAUCAUCAUCAUCGAAUUCAAAUAGUAUUGAAGAUGAAUUAUAUUCUAUACCUCAAUUUAUUUCUCAAAUACGAAGGACUCCACGUUCUAUUCCACCUUAUUUUAAUGAACAUCCUGAUUUAUUCAAUAGACGACGAUUACUCAAACGUUUAAGACGAUUUACAAACAAAUAA